Molecule: messenger RNA, 2579 nt
Organism: Melanotaenia boesemani (Boeseman's rainbowfish)
Lineage: Eukaryota; Metazoa; Chordata; Actinopteri; Atheriniformes; Melanotaeniidae
Exons: 12
Coding region: 1020-1841 (273 amino acids)
Source: RefSeq, a predicted model, not a curated record
UCGACCUGUUCAGUCUCAGGCUGACAUCAUGCAGAGAGAGCUGGAGAGCUGCCUGAGUUUGGAGUACACUCCGGACAGUCUGCCCCUUCUGCUGCACCAGGACCAGAUGUUGAAUUUGAGGUGUGAGUAUGAGGACGCCGUUCAGAGAGCUCGGAGACUGUCAGCGAGCAGAGAGAAGGUCCUGACCAGCCGUGGAAACCCUGCCAACCUUCUCACUCAGGACGAUGUGGUCAUUUAUCUGCAGUGGCUGAUCUGCCAUCUCCACUCUGUGCAGACCAUUCACAACUUCCUGAGGGUGUGGCUGAUGAAGUUCCUCUACUCACAAUUCACCUGGAGGAGUUUCUACCUGAGCUGCAGACUUUGAUCACCUACUUCCAGCUGCCAUAUGACACUGGGAAUCUCAGGACGGCUGCAGAUGAGAUGGAGCUAUUCAGCAGGGUGUGGAGGGAGUUCAGAGGGAUCUUUCAACAGCAGGAACAGACAAAAACAUUUCCUCAGUAUGAUGGUACGGAUGUCAAAGACAACCAUUGGGGGAGGAGAAGUGCUAACAUGGCUCUGAGGAAGGACGCCAAAUGGAUUCCCUUCAUCCAGGUGAAACCCAGACGAGAUCCAUGGCAGCAAAAGCUCUUCACAAAGCUGAAGGAAAAGAAAUCUGUCGAUGGGCUGCUGGAGAUGCACUGCAGCUUUCUGCAGGUUCCAGAUCUGCUCAAUGUGGCUUCAGCUUUGAAAGAACACGCCGUUCAUGUUGCCAACUGGACACCAUCCUCAUCAGAAUCAAGCAGCAGUGAGACGAAACGAUGCAAAACCUCUGCAAUAUGGAGAAGCCUUUACAAUGCUGCCAGUGGUGUAUGUGUCAGACCAGAGGUGGCCGCUCGGUGGAGGAGCACCUGCAGGUACUGGGUUUGGAUGAUAGCUUAGAGGAGGGUGCCUCUGACUUGGUUGUAGCCAAGGGAGCAAACCUGUCCUUGACCUAGCUGCGGCAUCUAAAACUCAGAGAGCUGCAGCGUGUUUGUCUUGGGAUGCUGAACUACCUGCGCUCUGUGGAGAGGACUUUGAUUUAUGACCUUGCAGGUCUGCAGCUGGAGGAGCAGGAGCUCUGCAGCACAGCAGAGGAGACAGGUUGCAUGAAUGCUGUCAGAGGAGGAAGAGGAGAGGCGGGAGGUCUCAGCUCGCUCCAGUACAUCCACAACACUCCUGUCGACUAUAAGAUCCAAUGGUCAGAGUUCAAGGAGUUUCCAGAAGUGGAAAAUUUUCAUGAUUUCUACAGCUGCCAGGAGCGUUUUAUCCACGUUCAGGACCACAGAGGGUUUUACAUCAAGAAUGAUGUUGCUCUGAAGGACCUGGAGGAACUGAAGAAUGAACUUCUCCUCAUCGGUUCGCACUUCAUCCUCAGAAAUGAGCUCAAACAAAAGGAAGCUGUGAAGAUCGGCACAGCUGACGUCGCUCGAGUUGCUCUUCUUCUCCACUUGUGGAUGUGUGAGACAACGUUUUUGGAGAGCAAAGUGCAGCUCAUGAACUGUUACUAUGAGGCCUACCAGCAUGCAACAGGUACUGAGGAGAGGUUUGCGCUGGCCCAAGUCAUCACUGACAUCAUGCACAUGAGACCAAAGCUGGACAUGGAACAGGAAUACUUUGUUCAGACCUACAGGGCUGAGAUCAGCUGCCUACAGAGCCACCAGCAGCUCAUUCAAAGAGUUCUGGACAAUCAGAUAAAAGCACAGCGAGGGUACCUGACCGUAUCUGGAAAGAUAAUUGCAAAGGCUCCAUUCAUGCAUAUGGUCUUCCAUCAAACUAUGUUGCUCGACAUCUGGUCUCACUUGGAGGCAGCAGCCCUGGACUGAUGAACGUUUUCCUCCUUGAGGUCCACCCCUCUCUCUGUCAGGCCUCUGCAAUCUAUCAAGGAUUAGUUCAGGCUCAUGCUGAGGUCUGUCAGCUGCACCGGGCCGCAAGCAGCACUGACAGACUCUUCCUGCAGCAGAAGCUACUACAGCAGGCUCUGCAGAGCUGGGACAGUCUGGCUUCACCAGGAGCCUCCUACAGUUCUCAAAUCCAAAAAGACCUAAGUUUUCUUCUUUUCUUGGGAGUCUGUUCAGAUUACAUAAUAAACAAGAGAUGAAACAAUGUCACUGAAUUCCAGUUUCUCUCAGCUGUUUUCAGAUGUGUUUUUUGAUGACCCCCUUUUGGUCCAGAAGGUUGGCCUUCUAAUAAAAUCUGCAGAGGACAGGGACAUGAAAAAGGGACAAGAGAAACUGUUGUAUGCAGUGGGAACUUUUUCUAAGCUGUUGGAACUCGCCACCAUCCGCCAUCGUCUGCUGGAAUCAGCAUCUGAGACAGCACAUCUGGCCGAGUUAAUAAAACACUCUCCUCAGGGUGGAAGAAAAGAGAAUCAGCCAAGAAACACAACAUCACCUGAUGCUUUGUUUUAGCCCCUAAAACAAAGAUUCUGGAGACAUGACAGUUUUUCUUAGUUUUUACUUGUGCUACAUAUUUCUAUUGUUUAUUUGAACAAAGUGUCCCUGCUUCAACACACUUGAUUCAAAUUAAAUAGGUCCAUCACUUAUUUGAAUCAGGUUUGUUGG